CCUCUCCUCGCUUUUACCGUAGCGCACACUGGAUUGAACCAUUAGGACAACCGGACUAUUAGGGCUCUGGAAAAAGGGUCGGGAAAAGCAGAAUUCGCUAUUUUCUUUUCAUUUGAAGACUACAUUUUUCAGUAAGGACCCGUUGACAGCAGAGCCAGGAUGGAUGCUAACGGCAUAUUCUCACUUCUGUUGCUGUGUUCUGUCACUGAGCUGUGCGUGUUGGCGAGCCCUGAGGGGAAUGAUUCCCAGCAGCACCAUACCCAGAACGUCUACCACGACAUCGGUGUUACCAGGAACACCAUAGUCACUGCUCAGUUUGAGUGCUAUCAGAAGAUCAUGAAAAACGACAAACACAACAAAAUAGGGCCAGUUUGUAACAGGACGUGGGAUGGCUGGCUGUGCUGGGAGGACACAGAGGCAGGCUUCACUACAAACCAACACUGUCCAGACUACUUCCAAGACUUUGACACAGCAGAAAUGGCGUCCAAAGUGUGCAGUGAAACGGGUAAUUGGUUUCUACACCCGGAGAGCAACAGGACAUGGACAAACUACACCAAAUGUACGGCAUACACCAGUGCAGGAAGAGUGACAGCGAUGAAUCUCUACUACCUGGUUCUGAUUGGACAUGGACUGUCGCUGACGUCAUUGUUCUUCUCAUUGGGAAUAUUUUUCCAUUUCAAGAGUCUAAGCUGCCAGAGGAUAACGCUCCACAAAAACCUAUUUUUUUCAUUUGUGUUGAACUCGGUCAUCACCAUCAUCUGGUUGACAGCGGUGGCUAACAACCAGGGACUAGUGCAGAGCAACCCUGUGAGCUGUAAGGUGAUCAUGUUUAUUCACCUGUACCUGUUUGGCUGUAACUACUUCUGGAUGCUGUGUGAGGGCAUCUACCUGCACACACUCAUCGUCGUGGCUGUGUUCGCCGAGAAACAACACCUCAUGUGGUACUACCUGCUUGGAUGGGGAUUUCCACUCAUACCUGCAUUGAUACAUGCAAUAGCACGAAGCUACUACUACAAUGAUAAUUGUUGGAUCAGCUCCAACACUUCCCUCCUCUACAUUAUCCAUGGUCCCAUCUGUGCUGCCCUGCUGGUGAAUCUGUUCUUCCUGUUAAACAUUGUGCGUGUCCUCAUCACCAAACUGAAGGUGACCCAUCAAGCUGAAUCUAGCCUCUACAUGAAGGCUGUGAGAGCCACCCUGAUCCUAGUCCCUCUCCUGGGCAUCCAGUUUGUCUUGUUCCCCUACAAACCCCAGGGACGCUUCGCCUUGGAGAUCUACGACUAUAUUAUGAACAUCCUCAUGCACUACCAGGGUCUCCUGGUUGCCACCAUCUUCUGCUUCUUCAAUGGGGAGGUCCAAGGUGUUUUGCGAAGGCACUGGAACCAGCAGAGGAUCCAGUUUGGCAGUAACUUUGCCCACGCAGAUGUCUUCCGCUCAGCCUCAUACGUGGCGUCAUCCCUGACAGAGGUGCAUCGCUGCUACAGCAUCGACGGGCACACCGAACACAUGAACGGCAAGAACAGCUACCACGACGUCGAGACGGUGACACCCACCAUACUCCGGUCAGACAACCCGUUUGCCUGAGGCUGAAGGUCGGAAGUCGCGGGUCUUGGGUCUGUACAGUUACACAGUGGCAGUUAAACUUUCAGUUGAAAUGGCUGCAGACAAUUUGGAACUCUUUUCCCACCAUAUUCUAGAACAUUUUCUCAAACUUCUUGGCUGUAGCCUUCACAGCAAUUGGAUGAUGGUGAAAAAGUACAUGAACGUUUAUAGGGGGCACUACUCAGCCUCUUGAUCUGGUCAAUACAGUUACCUUCAACUGAUCCACUUUAACUUCACGAGGACGGAAUAGGCACUUAACUAGAGACACCUGUGUAAAGGAAUGGACACUACCUACACUACCUUAAGGGUUUUAGUGUAAGGAAUGGACACUACCUACACUACCUUAAGGGUUUUAGUGUAAGGAAUGGACACUCCCUACACUACCUUAAGGGUUUUAGUGUAAGGAAUGGACACUACCUACACUACCUUAAGGGUUUUAGUGUAAGGAAUGGACACUCCCUACACUACCUUAAGGGUUUUAGUGUAAGGAAUGGACACUACCUACACUACCUUAAGGGUUUUAGUGUAAGGAAUCAAUCUUGCCGUUUCAUCCUGUGGACUGAAGGGCCUACGACUGUACAAAAACCAAUGACCCAAGAGCCUGAGACUCUACAAAAACCAAUGACCCAAGAGCCUGAGACUCUACAACAACCUCUGACCCAAGAGCCUGAGACUCUACAACAACCUCUGACCCAAGAGCCUGAGACUCUACAACAACCUCUGACCCAAGAGCCUGAGACUCUACAACAACCUCUGACCCAAGAGCCUGAGACUCUACAAAAACCUCUGACCCAAGAGCCUGAGACUCUACAACAACCUCUGACCCAAGAGCCUGAGACUCUACAACAACCUCUGACCCAAGAGGAGUACAGUGCAAUUAACUUGUUGGGCCUUCUGGUGAUAUAAUUACUUCCAUUCUGUAAAGGACAAAGGAAACCUAAUGUACAUGGACCUUAAGCACUGGAUUAUGUAUUAAGAUUGGCAGGCUCUUUAUGUCUCUCUUUAUGACAAGACAAGUAACUAAACGUCACAGUGGAUUUUUUUAUACAGUGUACAGUUACAAUUGUUUUCUUUUACAGCAAUUAGCAUUGAAUGUGUUAUCAUGUGUUGUGGUCUGUGGUUUGAAUUUACAUGGUCAUCGAUGGCUACUUAUUUAUAACUAUGUUACAGUAGUACAAGAUGGACCACCCAUUAGAAUGUUCAUUUCCUGUCAGUGUAUUUCCCUGUCCAGCGGUCUUCUCCCUUCUGUCUAGACUAGGGUUUAGUCCCUCUGUGGGAGUUUAUGUCUGGCACAUAAAAUGACCUUGGUUUUGCCUCAGUUUUAUCUGUCAUAGUUGAAUGUAUGUAAGUCUUGUUUAAGUAUAUAAGUAUUUUUUUUCAUAGAGUUGCUUCAUAUCCAAAUGCUGGAGAGAAUUCUGCUCACACGUGGAUACUUAAGGUGGAGGGAGAGAGAGCGCGUGAGAGAGAGGGGGGGAGAGGGAGAGGGAG
This is a messenger RNA of Oncorhynchus gorbuscha (pink salmon), 3087 nucleotides long. Its product is annotated as calcitonin gene-related peptide type 1 receptor-like. Gene Ontology annotation, cellular component: plasma membrane. The record is from RefSeq and is a predicted model, not a curated record. Gene Ontology annotation, biological process: adenylate cyclase-activating G protein-coupled receptor signaling pathway; angiogenesis; cell surface receptor signaling pathway. NCBI's taxonomy places the organism in Eukaryota, Metazoa, Chordata, Actinopteri, Salmoniformes, Salmonidae. The transcript is spliced from 14 exons. Gene Ontology annotation, molecular function: adrenomedullin receptor activity; calcitonin gene-related peptide receptor activity; calcitonin receptor activity. Bases 160 to 1581 code for a protein of 473 amino acids.